AAGUUUCGUUGCGGCAACGAUUGUCCUCCAACUACGUUUUCACCGGUCACGACCGCAGACGAGAUAGAAACAAAACAAGACUUUGGCAUAGUUCUCGUCGUGUAAACUGGGAUUCUAUACGAAGCUGCAAAGGUUCGAAAUUGGCUUGAACUUUUGAUUCGAGGAAGUAGAAUUCGAUGAUCGGUAAAAGUCGUUAACGAUUUUUUCGAGUGGAAGACUAUGUUGACACUCAGAGCGAACGUCGUCGAUCGUUUCGCAGUUACCGCCGUAGUUCGAUCCAUAGUUGAACGUUUCUUAGUUCAGAAGAGUUUUGCUACGUCUGUUAAUCAUCCUGAAGCGAAGAUGUCGUUCGAAGUUGAGAAACAGAAAUUCUUGACCAUGCCACUAGAAGAAAAAAGAAAAUAUUAUAAAGGGAGCGUAAUUACGUUGGACCAAAUUCCAACGUGGGCGGAAUAUUGGACUAAAAAUAAAGGAAAUAUCGGUAUAACGAAUCUCGAGAAAGUCGAAAAGGUCGAGGAGGAAAUGGCUAAGAAAAUUUCGAUAUGGCAAGGAGAUAUCACCUCCCUCGAAAUAGACGCGAUCGUUAAUGCAGCAAACUCGAGUCUUCUCGGCGGCGGUGGAGUUGAUGGAGCUAUUCACAAAGCUGCUGGACCAAAUUUAAAGAAAGAGUGCGCUACUCUGGGAGGAUGUCGUGUCGGUGAAGCAAAAAUAACUGGGGCUUAUAUGUUGCCUGCAAAGCAUGUCAUUCAUACUGUUGGUCCGCAAGGUGAAAAGCCAGAAAAGUUGAAGGAGUGUUACGAAAAUAGUUUAACAGUUGCCAAAGCAAACGAGUUGCGCACAAUUGCUUUUCCUUGUAUAUCGACAGGAAUUUAUGGAUAUCCUCAAAGACCAGCAGCCAAAGUGGCUUUAUCGACGGUCAAGAAGUUCCUACUCGACAACAAAGACAGCGUGGAUAGAGUAAUCUUUUGUCUAUUCUUGAAAACCGACAAAGACAUAUACGAGGAAUUGUUACAAAAAUAUUUUGCUAUCGAUUAGACGACUCUCUGACAGAAGUAUCCCAUGUUUUGAGGUUAAACUCGAAACGAACAAAGCUAAACUGUAUCAGUGUACAUUCGUCGAAUAAUAUUCGUAGAAAAGUAUGAAAA
Bombus huntii is the source of this 1145-nucleotide messenger RNA. RefSeq names its product macro domain-containing protein CT2219-like. Gene Ontology annotation, molecular function: ADP-ribosylglutamate-[protein] hydrolase activity. Bases 220 to 1035 code for a protein of 271 amino acids. Lineage: Eukaryota; Metazoa; Arthropoda; Insecta; Hymenoptera; Apidae. Gene Ontology annotation, biological process: purine nucleoside metabolic process; DNA damage response; peptidyl-glutamate ADP-deribosylation. Gene Ontology annotation, cellular component: nucleoplasm. The record is from RefSeq and is a predicted model, not a curated record. The transcript has 6 exons.